Messenger RNA from Cyprinodon variegatus (sheepshead minnow), 4731 nucleotides. RefSeq names its product far upstream element (FUSE) binding protein 1 (gene fubp1). Bases 46 to 2043 code for a protein of 665 amino acids. Lineage: Eukaryota; Metazoa; Chordata; Actinopteri; Cyprinodontiformes; Cyprinodontidae. Gene Ontology annotation, molecular function: mRNA binding. Gene Ontology annotation, cellular component: cytoplasm; nucleus. The record is from RefSeq and is a predicted model, not a curated record. Gene Ontology annotation, biological process: regulation of DNA-templated transcription. The transcript is spliced from 20 exons.
CCUCCAUCUUGUGGCGCGGCAAGGCAGAGGAGAAGAGCAUCGGAGAUGGCAGACUAUAGCAGCGUGGCUCCGCCGUCUUCUAACGCUGGUGGGGGCAUGAACGAUGCUUUUAAAGACGCUCUACAGCGAGCAAGACAGAUCGCAGCCAAGAUCGGUGGAGAUGGCGUUGCGGCUCCCCCGACGAACGAGUUUGGCUACGGAGGCCAGAAAAGGCCCCUGGAGGACGCUGGUGGGUAUUUUCCCAUGCCUAACCUGAAUAUCGAUCAACCAGAAACAAAGAAAGUAGCUACAAAUGACGCUUUUUCAGCCAUGGCAGGAAUGGGUGGCCCACCAAGGUCAUCGUCUGAGGAAUUUAAGGUUCCAGAUGGAAUGGUUGGAUUCAUUAUUGGAAGAGGCGGCGAGCAGAUAUCCCGGAUUCAGCAGGAGUCUGGGUGUAAAAUACAGAUUGCUCCUGACAGUGGGGGCAUGCCUGAGAGGUCGGUGACAUUAACAGGGGGACCGGAAUCAAUCCAGGCUGCAAAGAGACUUUUGACUGAGAUCGUUGAAAAGGGACGUCCAGCUCCAGCUUUCCACCACAACGACGGUCCAGGAAUGUCUGUUCAAGAAAUCAUGGUGCCUGCUUCCAAAGCCGGCCUCGUCAUUGGGAAGGGUGGAGAGACCAUCAAAAGCCUUCAGGAACGAGCUGGCGUGAAGAUGGUCAUGAUCCAAGAUGGACCCCAGAACACAGGCGCAGACAAGCCACUCCGCAUUUCUGGAGACCCCUUUAAAGUCCAGCAAGCCAAAGAGAUGGUGAUGGAGCUGAUCAGGGAACAGGGGUUCAGGGAGCAGAGGGGCGAGUACGGUUCCAGGGCCGGAGGAGGAGACAGCUUAGAUGUUCCAGUGCCACGCUUUGCAGUUGGAAUUGUCAUUGGCAGAAACGGAGAGAUGAUCAAGAAAAUCCAGAACGACACAGGCGUCAGAAUUCAGUUCAAACCAGAUGACGGCACCACACCUGAAAGGAUAGCACAGAUCAUGGGUCCUCCAGAUCAGGCCCAACAUGCGGCAGAGAUCAUUUCGGAUCUGCUGAGAAGCGUACAGGCUGGAGGUCCCCCAGGACAUGGGGGUGGCAGAGGACGCGGUCGUGGGCAGGGCAAUUGGAAUAUGGGGCCCCCUGGUGGUCUGCAGGAGUUCUCUUUCACAGUCCCAACCAUGAAGACUGGCCUCAUUAUUGGAAAAGGAGGCGAGACAAUCAAGGGGAUCAGCCAGCAGUCAGGGGCCAGGAUUGAGCUGCAGAGGAAUCCCCCACCAAAUGCCGACCCCAACUUAAAGAUGUUCACAGUCAGAGGGAACCCUCAACAGAUCGACUACGCCAGGCAGCUGGUGGAGGAGAAAAUUGGGGGUCCAGUUACUCCAUUGGGGGGUCCACAUGGUCCUCCAGGUCCACAUGGGGGACCAGGUCCACACGGUCCCCCUGGACCACCAGGACCCCCUGGCGCUCCAAUGGGACCGUACAAUCCUGGACCUUACAACCAAGGGCCCCCAGGACCACAUGGCCCCCCUGCUCCUUAUCAGCCUCAAGGAUGGGGUAACGGUUAUCCCCACUGGCAGCAGGGACAGCCUGAUCCAAAUAAAGCAGCAGCCGAUGCCAAUGCAGCAGCAUGGGCGGCUUACUAUGCUCAAUACGGCCAGCAGCCACAGGCCUCCAUGACUCCAUCCAGUGGAGCUCCAGGCACAGCUCAACCCAACGGUCAAGGUGACCCACAGGCUGCAGGUCAGAGUGGACAGACAGAUUACACCAAGGCCUGGGAGGAAUAUUACAAGAAAAUGGGUCAACAGAGUCAACCACCUCAGGACUACACGAAAGCCUGGGAGGAGUAUUACAAGAAGCAAGGUCAAGCUGCUCCUCAGGCAGCACCAGCAGCCGCACCAGCGGCGGCUCAGCCUGGUGGCCAGCCAGACUACAGCGCCGCCUGGGCGGAGUACUACCGCCAGCAGGCUGCCUACUACGGCACAGGCAACCCUCAGGCGAUGGGUGCGGCACCACAAGCCCCUCAGGGCCAGUAAUGUGAAGUGGACAUAAAGUAAAUGCUACAUUGUCGAAACAAAAUCCUUUGUUAAAUGUUUGGAUGCUGACGCCUUGAUGAAGAUCUUAAAUUUCCUUGGUUUGAAAGUGUUUCACAUAGAUGGCAGAUUACCCGGCGAACACGUCCUCUUGAUUUUUUUUUUUGUUUUGUUUUUUUCUCCUUUUUUUUUUUUCUUUCUUGUAAAUGCUAUGUUUUUAGUAAAGGUAAUUAUACAUAUGGUCAUUCCAGCCCUGUAUCUACAUUAAAUGUGGUUAGAACUCAUGUUUAUUAAACUGUAGACAUUACCAUGUAAAUCAUCUCAGUUUUAAAAAUGCUAUUGCCUGUUGUGUUUUUGCAAUAAAACAAACUGAAACCUCCUGUGUUGGUAAGUUGGGGUGGUCCACAAACAAAAAAACGGUUUAGAUGAAAUUCUUGAUUUAUUGUUGUAUGCUUUACCCGUUUGAGGAGCUUUAAACAUAGGCAAUGUGUGGGUUUGUCCUAUAAAAAUCGACUAUGAAGUUGUGCUGUCCUGUCUCUCUCCAACUGUCUAUAAGGCUCAGAGAAACGUGCAUACAGUGAUGCUGAAUGAUCUUGCUCUUUGUAGAUGUAGAUGCACUUGAAUUGACAGGUAUCCGUGCACGGUGUCUCCAUUUAUCGCGUUGCUGUUGUGCUUUUUGCCUGGUACCCAGACACUGUUGCGAUAGUUGUUUUUACCUGUUGUUUUGCCUUGAAAGCCACUUCCUCUUCCACAGGCGAGUUUAGAAAACAAAUUAUGGUAAGCAGGUAAUCUGAACAUGUCCCUCAGAAAAUGUGGUCUCAAGAAAAUGUUAUAUAUAUAUAUUUUUAGUGCUAUUAUUUUUGUGCUGUUCUUUUUCCAGGACAGUUGGGUAAAUUGCCACUGUAUGAAACAAAAUAUAGAAUUUUGUCUUGCCCAAUCCCGGUUCUGUAUAUUUUUAUAUCCCUUUAAAGAGUUUUUUUAAUCACUGCAAACAUUGCGGAUCUUUAUUUACUUUGCCGAUUCUUAGUGUUUAUCCGAUAUAAAGCGUAGAUGUUGUAGGGUCGGGGUUGGCUAAGCAGCUUCUUCAUCCAUCAGUUGAGCCCUGCUGUAAUGUAAGUACCCAACUUAGACAUGCACUCUUUUUUUAAAUGCUUUUUAAACUGCUAAACAUGUAGACUCAUGUGAGAAAUUACACCCUUUCCCUCCUUUUUUUGUGGGUAAGUAUGAAAUGUUUUGAAAAGAGGCAAAAAAAAAAGUUAAGUUUGAUUCUUGUACCACACGUUUCUGAGAUUGACUGUAUGACGCCUAGAUUUGUACUCUUGAAAGUAUGAUUUCAGGAUGUUUAAUGAUGGAUUUUAUGACAUGAUGGGGAUUCAAUGGUAGAAACUGCGUUCUUUAACCUGUUUAUUGAAAAAGAAAUAUUAAGCAUUGUUAAGCACCACUUGUAGUAUAGAAAUUAGUCCAGAUCUUCAGCGUAGCAUGCCUAGGAUUCCUCUGAUUUCCUGUCCAACAUGUCCCAUUUAAGGCAUGUCGAAUGCUAGUUGUGGACGUCGUUGCUGACUACAGAGGCUGUUGAAUAAGUCGGAACAAUAUUUGACUGCAUUGUUCACUGAUGGCAAACAGUGCAAUAUAUCUGAUCUUUGCAGUGUCAUUCCAGACCUUGCACCUUAGGUUCUGCUGCAUUAAUACAGGUAAGCGAAACCUAAGGGAACAAGUGUAUUUUUGUCCUUUAAAAAAUGACUUGUAUUCAUGCAAAGAAAUGCUUACCUGUGGUGUUAAUAUGCCUCAAUGCAUUUAUGCUCAGUUAUAAAGAAUUGUGCCGACUAGUUUACACUUCAGCGGUCCUUUUUACUAUUUCCUUUGAUUCAUGAACUGCAUGAGUUGUAUCACUUGUUUGAUGGUUGCCUUCCAAAACAAAAAGUUGCGUAAAUGUUGUCAUGUGCUCAAUAUUUUUUUUUAAAAGGCCUUUCUGUCUGGUAAGUUUAAUACUUUAGGUUGACACUGGUUUAAUGAAAUGCAUGCCACGCUGUUGCCAGAAGUUAGCAAUGUGCUCAAAUGUUAGCUGGAAUAAUCGGUGAAAUGCAUUUUAUUUAUCUUUGACCAAUUAAUUUUUUUAUUCUGUCGUGGUGUAAAUCUGCCCUUCAGUGCAGUGCAAACCUUCUAUUGAAACGUUGCUGCCUUCACUUCUUGCUCACAGUGUUGGAGGAUGCUGCAGGCUUAGGUCGUAAAAUCAGGCCGUGUCGUAGUUUGUCUUCCCCCCCUACCCCAAAAGGAGGAAUCCUUUGAGUCUAUCCCGCUGCUGAACGUAGACCGUUCAAGAGCUCCAGUCAUAAGGUAAAGCAGCAAACGCAAUGAAAUUUAAAUUCUGACUGCAAAUUGCUCAGAUUAAUUCAUUUUAUCAGCCUGGUCGACUCAUUUUCAUUCAUGAUGCUAUAGUGUGUUUAGAGCUGUCUGAUGGUUUAAUGCCUUUAUUUACAAAUGUACCUUUUUAAAACUUUAGAAAGUUGGAUGAGAGCAGGAACUGAAACUUUGACCCAUACAGUGUGUAGACAGAAAGUUGGAGGUUAUCAGGUUGAAAAUCACUUUUCUCUGUAGUGAAAAAGGUUUCUGAUUGUUUUAGAAUGAGAUGCUCAGUGUUUCAACACAAUCCGAGGGGGUGUAGAGGACAAAACAAGGAGCAUGCCUUAGAGG